This is a messenger RNA of Penicillium verhagenii, 2466 nucleotides long. RefSeq lists its product as uncharacterized. The record is from RefSeq and is a predicted model, not a curated record. Gene Ontology annotation, biological process: transcription elongation by RNA polymerase II; DNA-templated transcription; regulation of mRNA 3'-end processing. NCBI's taxonomy places the organism in Eukaryota, Fungi, Ascomycota, Eurotiomycetes, Eurotiales, Aspergillaceae. The coding region runs from base 1 to 2466 and encodes 821 amino acids. The transcript has a single exon. Gene Ontology annotation, molecular function: RNA polymerase II transcription regulatory region sequence-specific DNA binding. Gene Ontology annotation, cellular component: nucleus.
AUGCCAGAUGAACCACGCCGAUCGGGUCGAGCCACCAAAGGCCAGCACAAAAACCUCGAAUUGCCAGACGCCCCAUCUAAGAAGGGCAAAGGCAAGAGCCCCAAAGAAAAGUCUGGCAGCAAAGCCUCCGCCGAACCUACCCCGGGACCUAGCGAAGACGGAGGAGAUGAGGAAGAAAUCAUUCGAUGCAUUUGUGGCGAGUACGAAGAAGAGGAGGAUGUGGAACGUGACAUGAUCUGUUGCGACGAUUGCUCAGCAUGGCAGCACAACGAUUGCAUGGGCCUAGUAUUCGCCAAAGGCGCUGAGCCGGAUCAAUACUAUUGCGAACAAUGUCGACCCGAAAACCACAAAGUCUUGCUGGAAAAGAUCGCCAAGGGGGAAAAGCCUUGGGAAGAGCUUGCGGAGCGUCGGCGGCAGGAGGCCGAGGAAAAGCAAUCCAAGCGCAAGAAGGGUAAGAAGGGUAGCAGCCGGAAGAGCAGACCCAGCGAGAGCAAGACCGAGGCCAGCACCCCUGCUCGCACUGGAACAUCAGCAACACCUGGUCCUGCGCAUUCUCCCACUACCGCCGCGUCUGUAUCGCUUGAGCCAGAGAAGAAUGGACACACUGGGGAAUCACGAAGGUCUAGUACCAACAAACGCAAGUUGGAGGAGAGUGCAGAGCUAGAGGCCGAUUCGGUAAGAACGUGCUCUGUCCGUAAUACAUUGACAAUCGAAGUGCUAAUUUGCCAAACACAGGGACCCCAAGUGAAGCAGCAACGAAUCUCCCCACCUUCUGCUACGAUAGUCGCUCCCAAGGUCAAGACCGAGUCUCCUGCUGUUGGCAGUGUGGAAGAGCUUGGAAUGCCCGCUCGCAAGAGUGCCGCCAAUGCUCUCAUCAAACUCUUUGUAGACCAAAUUGCCGCGGCCCAGAAGAAUGCUCCCUUUUCCUUGCCUGAUGGGCAGUCGGCGGAAGAAACCGCACGGCAACUCGGUCUCUCUGUCGAGGGUGCCAUGUAUCAGAACCUCUGCGAAGGAUCAGGGGAGCCUACUGAAGCAUAUAAGUCGCAAUUACGAGCGAUCCUGUUCAACUUAAAGAAGAAUUCUUCUCUGCGAGAUCGUUUACUCGUAGGUAGCGUCUCAUCUGAUACACUGUCUAUGAUGAAGUCUGAGGAUAUGGCCAGCGAAGAGUUACAGCGAAAGGAUGCGGAGAUUAAGCGAGAAGCAGACCGACAGCACAUCAUUAUUCAGGAGCAAGGUCCGCGAAUCCGUCGCACACAUAAAGGAGAAGAACUGGUUGAGGAUGAAACUCACAAUGUUGCGGCUGAAUCUGUCUUCUCUACCGUACCGCGUCGAGCAACUGAUGCCGAGAACAGCCCCGGAAACCAGAGUCCGGUCACCCCGAAGUUGUCCCAGAUUAAGGGCGAGGGACACGGUCAAGGUCACCCCUCAGAUGUCGGACAUGGCGACCAUGUCUUUCCAGAGGUUGCUCCCAAUAUUCGUGAGCCUGUUCCUCGCGGCAAAAUCCAGGCAGAUGCUGAGAUCGAUCGAAUGCUGCAAGAGGAUGAGCCCGAUUCCCCGCCAUAUUCGCCACAGGAGUUUUCCGACGAGGGAGUUGUCUGGCGAGGUAAAGUUAGCAUGGCACCUGUGGCUGAGUUUGCUUCCUCCGCGAAACAUGUUUGCGGUGCAGAACUCAGUGGUCGGAUCCCCUGGAGCCAACUAGCACCUCAGACAUUGCUAGUAGAUGGCCGAAUUGAUGUUGCACGUGCCAACAAUUAUCUUUGCGGUUUGCGAUGGAGCUCAUCAACCGAUGUCUCUGUUAUUGCGAUCAGUAGCCCUAGUGGCGAACAGGAUCGUGACGGUUUUAACAGACUCUUCAAUUACUUUUACAACCGCCAACGCUACGGUGUCAUUGGCAAACACCCACUCUCCGCUGUCAAAGACACCUACAUCGUUCCCCUCGAAAAGGGCGAGACCAAGCUUCCGGACUUCAUCAACCUUCUUGAAAACACCAAUUUAGGCGAUGGUCUCAUUGAAGAGCGUAUCCUUCUCAUUGUCUUCGUCGUCAAAACUGGCGAGUCGAAUCCUCCCUCCGUCCAACCCCCCUCUCACCAGCCCAGCAUGGAGCCAGCAGCAUCUGCCAGCCCCCUCACCGCAGCUGGUAACACACCUCAACACACUAUCGCCACUGGGCAAUUUCCCGUUUUUAACCCUAACGCCCCCGGUGCUCACCAAGGUCAGAGGCCGCAGCAGCUUCCGCCUCCGGCUUACCCAAUGACCCUCAUAGGCAUGCCUGCAGCUUUGCAGGUUCUUGGUGCAGAGGCAGUGAGUUCACCUGCCAUUCAACAGCUCCUUAAAACCGCCCCCAACGUCGACACCGCGCAGUUGAAUGUUGUGCGUGACAUCUUGAUUCGCCAACCCGCCGCUGCUGCGAACUAUGAAACCCUGAUGCAGGCACUCUUCGACACCCAGGCAAAUGGCCACGCCUGA